AUGGACAUUACUCUUCACUCCUCUAUGCCUCUCCCCUUCGCCUACAAUUGCGCCAUUCUCUCCGCCUCUUCCACUGCCUCUUCUUCCUCUUCCUCUUCUUCCAAUGCCGGACUUCUGUCCGGUCCUAUCAUGGAUACCAGAAUAUGGAGUAAACUGCCGCAGAAGCUGCUGGACCGGGUGGUCGCGUUUCUUCCGCCGCCGGCCUUCUUUCGUGCCCGUUGCGUCUGCAAGAGAUGGUACGGCCUUCUCUUUUACGCUACCUUUCUCGAAACCUACCUCCAACUCUCCCCUCAUCGCCGCCACUGGUUCCUGUUCUUCAAGCUCAAAGGCCUUUCCAGCCACAUUUACAGGAAUGAUACUAACUCCCCACUUGGAGUACCCGCCUCCAGACCCACCUACGAGGGGUACCUGUUUGAUCCAUAUGACGUGGCAUGGUACCGGCUGUCGUUCGCUCAAAUUCCGGCGGGGUUCUCACCGGUGGCCUCCUCCGGCGGGCUAAUCUGUUGGGCGCCGGACGAGGGGGGUCCCAAAAGUCUAAUCCUAUCGAACCCAAUUCUAGGCACCUUAUCUCAGCUGCCCCCGACAGUAAGACCACGCCUAUUCCCUUCAAUCGGCCUCGCCAUAACCCCAUCUUCCAUAGACGUGACGGUGGCCGGAGACGACUUAAUAUCCCCUUACGCCGUGAAAAAUCUAACGGCAGAAACCUUCCACAUAGACAGCGGCGGAUUCUACUCAAUGUGGGCCACCACCUCAGCUCUGCCACGUCUAUGCAGCUUCGAAUCAAAUCGAAUGGUCCACGUGGAAGGAAGAUUGUACUGCAUGAACUACAGCCCAUUCAGCAUCCUUGCAUACGACGUGUCACAAAACAAGUGGUGGAAAAUCCAAGCACCAAUGAGGCGGUUUCUACGGUCGCCAAACCUGGUGGAGAGCCGAGGGAAACUGCUGUUGAUGGCGGCGGUGGAGAAGAGCAAAUUGAACAUACCAAAGAGCCUCCGGGUAUGGGGGCUGCAAGGGUGCGGAACGACGUGGAUAGAAAUGGAGCGAAUGCCGCAGCAAUUGUACGUGCAGUUCGAGGAAAUGGAAAAAGGGUGUGGGUUUGAAUGCGUGGCGCAUGGGGAAUUCAUGGUGGUUUUAAUUAAAGGGUGUUGGGAUAAGGCCGCGCUCUUGUAUGACAUGUCCAAGAAACUCUGGCAGUGGAUUCCGCCGUGUCCCUAUAUUGGCAACGGCGGCGGCGGCGGAGAAGAGGUUCUUCAUGGGUUUGCUUAUGAGCCGAGAUUGGCCACGCCAGUCACCGGACUCAUCGAUCACUUCUCCCUUCCCUUUCACAAUUACAACGCUAAUCAUCCGUGA
Molecule: messenger RNA, 1350 nt
Organism: Cucurbita pepo subsp. pepo (vegetable marrow)
Lineage: Eukaryota; Viridiplantae; Streptophyta; Magnoliopsida; Cucurbitales; Cucurbitaceae
Product: protein UNUSUAL FLORAL ORGANS-like
Molecular function (GO): protein binding
Source: RefSeq, a predicted model, not a curated record